This is a messenger RNA of Corticium candelabrum, 927 nucleotides long. RefSeq lists its product as uncharacterized. The record is from RefSeq and is a predicted model, not a curated record. Lineage: Eukaryota; Metazoa; Porifera; Homoscleromorpha; Homosclerophorida; Plakinidae. The transcript has 3 exons. The coding region runs from base 112 to 564 and encodes 150 amino acids.
CACACACACACACAAAAUUAAUAAUGUACGUACAUAUCAUAUUAAUUAAUUAACCUAAAGGGAUUUAGCACAACUUUAGAUGGUCUGUUUGGUUUACCGAUGUUCUUAUAGAUGCAAAGAGCCAACACAAUUGCUGUAUUUCAGCAACUGUCAGUGAGACUAGAUGUCAUUGAUGCAGUCUCUGCAAGUGGAUGGAUGCAUAAUAUAUCGUUUGAGCAACGUAAGGCAAUUUUGCAAAGCCUUGUAGUGAAUGAGCUGGUGUUCAAGCGCAAUACAGCAAUUGAGCACCUCAGAGAAGGCCUUGCUUCAAUGAACAUUCUACAUCUCUUGCAGUCCAAAAGACAUUGUAUGAUGUAUCUUCUUGUGUUCCAAGAAACACACUUGACAUUGGAGAAAAUGCAAGAAAUACUGAAUAUUAAUAGGCCAGCGACAGAAGCACAGGCAAGAGCUGAGAUAUUUUUCCAGCAAUUCUCAAGUAACAACAAAGAAAUUGUUGUCCAAAACCAGCCAAUUUCUGCCUUGUCUGCUAUCCUGCAGUAUGUAGCUGCAGUCGAAACUGUUUAGCAGCUACCACCAUCUACUUUAAUUUCAGUGCAGUAUUUAGAAGAUGGUGAUAGAACAGCAGCCAUGCCAAUGGCCUCGACGUGCAUACCAGCUCUUUACCUCCCAGUAGUACAUGAGGAUUAUGUUUCGUUCCAGACUACUUUUACCAUGGCUUUGGAGUUUGGCCUCGGUGGUUUUGGCGUAAUCUAACUGACAUAACUAAUUGCACUCAGCUGUGGCACUUGACUUAGUAGUAUGCAGGAAAUUGAAAAGGAGUUAAAUUAAGAGGUUUUGCUGUAGCUGUUGAUAGUUGCUUUAGAGUAAAUUACAUGGCACAUCUGUUUGCUUUUUCAUUAGUUUAAUUUAAGUUAAUUUAAACAUUCA